AUGAGUUUGGUUCAGUCACUUGCCGUGGCACCGCGUAGAAACUUUGUGUUCAAGAACUGGGCUGGGAUUUAUUCUGCCAAGUCGCAGCUGUAUUUUCAGCCAACUUCUGUGGAUGAAGUUGUCAAGAUUGUCAAUGCAGCAAGAGAUGAAAAGAUGACGUUGGUUACAGUCGGCUCAGGUCACUCGCCCAGUGAUAUGUGUAUGACCAACGAGUGGCUCAUGAAUCUGGAUAAAAUGGAUAAAGUACACGAAUUUAAGGAGUACCCAGAGGAAAAUUAUGCAGAUGUGACUGUUGAUGCCGGUUUGCGAGUUUACGCCUUAAGCGAUGUUGUUGCCAAGAAGGGGUACGCGAUUCAGAACUUGGGCUCGAUCUCAGAGCAAAGUGUUGCUGGUAUCAUAGCUACCGGUACGCAUGGAUCUUCUCCUUACCAAGGCUUAGUUUCCUCCCAGUAUGUGAACUUGACCAUUGUUAAUGGUAAGGGAGAAAUCGUCUUUUUGGAUUCAAAGAACCACCCCGAUGUAUUCAGAGCAGCUCUGCUUUCGUUAGGUAAGAUCGGUGUCAUUGUGCGUGCCACCAUCCGGGUUGUGCCUGCGUUCAAUAUAAAAUCGACUCAAGAAGUGAUAGAUUUCGAGAAUUUAUUAAGCAAAUGGGACACUCUCUGGACUUCUUCAGAAUUUAUCAGGGUGUGGUGGUACCCAUACACUGGUAAAUGUAUUUUAUGGAGAGGUUUGAAGACUGAAGAAGCUCGUACCACCCCGCGUAAAUCCUGGUGGGGAAGUUCAGCUGGAAGAUUCUUCUACGAGUGCCUUCUAUGGCUGUCGGCAAGAGUAUACAGGCCAUUGACGCCUGCUGUCGAAAGAUUUGUUUUCCAUAGGCAAUAUGGUAAGGUUGAAACCAUGGGUAGUGGUGACGUCGAAGUCGCAAACUCAAUUGACAGUUUGAACAUGGAUUGUUUAUUCUCGCAGUUUGUUGAUGAGUGGGCCUGUCCGUUGAACAAUGGUAUCGAAGUUCUUCGCACGCUAGACCACUCAAUCAGACAAGCUGCUCAGAACAAGGACUUCUAUGUUCACGUCCCAAUGGAAAUUCGUUGCUCAAACACUACCUUGCCUGCAAAGGCUCCUAGUACCAAAGAUAGAAAUGCCUGCAGCCCUGGCCCAGUCUUUGGUAACGUUUUGCGUCCCUACCUUGAUACAACCCCUCAAUACAAAUAUACACCACUUUCUGAUGUUACUAACAGCCAAUUAACCCUAUACAUAAACGCUACGAUGUACAGGCCAUUUGGCUACAAUUCGCAAGUUCGCAAAUGGUACAACAUUUUUGAAGAUACUAUGACCGCUGCCGGUGGGAAGCCUCAUUGGGCUAAGAACUUCCUUGGUUCUACGUCAAUGGCGCCAAACGCAUCCAAAAAGGACUCUGAGUAUGCCGAUUACGAAAUGAGAGGUAUGGCAACGAAGAUUAAGGAAUGGUACGGUGAUGACUUGGAGAGCUUCAAGAAGGUUAGAAGGCAGCAGGACCCUGAAAACGUUUUCGUCGCGAACAGGGACUGGUGCAUUCGUAAUGGUAUCGUUGAUCUUGAGGAACUGGAUUAA
Torulaspora delbrueckii is the source of this 1590-nucleotide messenger RNA. It is a transcript of the gene ALO1, whose product is annotated as D-arabinono-1,4-lactone oxidase. Gene Ontology annotation, cellular component: membrane; mitochondrion. The transcript has a single exon. Bases 1 to 1590 code for a protein of 529 amino acids. Lineage: Eukaryota; Fungi; Ascomycota; Saccharomycetes; Saccharomycetales; Saccharomycetaceae. The record is from RefSeq and is a predicted model, not a curated record. Gene Ontology annotation, molecular function: D-arabinono-1,4-lactone oxidase activity; FAD binding.